GCCGCCAUUUUGUGUGGGAGAGAGAGGGGCAGCGGCAGGAGUUGGUGGUGCGGUUUGGGCUGUGCUUUGCGGGGGGGGGGUGUCGGAGAGUGACGGCGAAGGAGCAGCGAGGUCGGUUCCUGAAGGCCUGUGUGUGUGUCUCUGCUUGUGGGUGAACCAGACGGAUAGAAGUCGUCGCAACAAGGCGAAAGCUGGAAACGAAGCUGGGCGGCUCUUCCUGGAGCCUUUGGGGAGAGAUGGAGUGAAGGUGCUGGUGACUGAAGAGUGCCACCUCGAUUAGGGGGAGGUGAACAGAUUGGAGUGCCUUAAGAUUAAAAUUUUAAAGAUUCCAGGAGAGAAUGGGCUGCGGGCUAAGCAGGAGAUUAUUUGGGACUGCUCCCUUGAAGCUUCUGUGCCGAGAAUCCGAUGUUGGGCUCGGCUACCUGGCUGAAUACAGCAGAUCAGCCCAUGAAAACGUCUAUUCCUAGCCAAAGGAAGGAGUCCAGCAAAAGGCAGCACCUACUUUUUCAGGCUUGGAAGCAAGAAAGGGGGCAAGAGUUGGAGGGUGUGGAAUCUGAGAAGACAACUGAAAGGUGACAUUUAAGUUGAAGAUGGGUGGUGGAGAAAGAUUCAACAUUCCAGUUCCCCAAUCUAGAAAUAUCACCAAGAACCACCAACAACUUAAAAACAGGCAGAAGAAUAAAGACCAGAACUCGCAGAUGAAGACCUAUAUGAAGAAAGAAAGAGGACAUGGAUGCAACUCAUCAUCUGGUGCAUGGCAGGCCAUGCAAAAAGGGGGAAAGAACAAUGCUCAUUUCCCCAGUAAUCAAAAUUGGAGUCCUACUUUAUCAAAUCGCAACCUGUUUUUCGCACCUCAAACCAAUCAGAACUAUGCUGGAGCAAAAUUUAGUGAGCCACCCUCACCAAGUGUUCUUCCUAAGCCACCAAGCCACUGGGUACCUGUUUCUUUUAAACCUUCUGAUAAGGAAAUAAUGACAUUUCAGCUUAAAACAUUACUUAAAGUCCAGGCUUGAGAUGUAACUUUUCAUAUUUUUAAAGUUAUUUAAAUUUACAGGGUUUCAAAUUUGAGAAUUGUUAUUCCUCACCCCAGAUGCACAGGUGUACAGAACUAGAUGUUCUUGCUGCAUGUAGUUACGCACUUGGAAGAGAAGGGGCUGGAAGUUUACAUUCCCCUAAUGUUUUACCUCAAAAAAUUGUGUGCUGUGUUCACUGUGAAAUAGGUAUUUUCUCUCUAAUCAAAUCUUGAACAGUUGCCAGUAAGAGUAAAUGGGGCUGUCUCUCAAAAUUGGAAUUGUGACUACUUUCUGGUAUGGUGUUAGAAAACCAGCUUUUACCUAACUUAAUGCAGCAUUAACUGGAAAAAAAAAAUGCACUGAAAGCUUGAGUUGGGUACUUUGCUGCCUUUCAAAUGUGUAAAAUUUGCUAGUUAAACUGCAGAGCAGAUUUGCUUAGGAGCUGUUGGUGCAUGUUCUUGAAAGGCUGGAAGAACACACCAGGCAAAUCUGUGAUUGCCUCUCCUGCUCUAGGAAUGCUCCUUGGACUCUAACCAAGUCAGACUGUGCCAACUAAUGACACUGCAGUGCCAGAUAACUGCCAAAAAACUGGGGAAAAAAAUUUAAAAACCCCAACCCCUUUCUAUUCCAACUACACUGAUGAGUUCUAAAAUACACUUUUGUAUCAGUUUUUAAAAUUGUGAAAAAGGUUGGCGUAGUUACUUAGGUUGGUCUUAAAUUGGUUACCCUGUAAUAAUUGAAGUUCCAGUAGCUUGUGACUGGUAUUAAAAUGUUUUCAUAGGGAAGACAGAGCCAUGUAAAUAAGUGUAAAACUUUGUAGCAUAUGUAAAUUAUGCUGGGCUUUCCUGCACAGAAGUAUUUUUAGUACAAAACUGCUGAAUGUAAGAUGACCAUGUUGAAUACAUGGCCUGAAUUAAAAAGAUAUUUUUGUUUAAAAAAAGACAUUUGUGGCUGUGCCCUUGCACUUAACAUACAGUGAAUAUGCACGUUUUACUUGGUUGUGAGCUCAUUUUUAAAGUAAACUCAGUGCAAAAGAGGCCUAUUUAGAAUUUUUUAAGAAAACUAAAACUGCUGAAGUUUAAGAUACUCAUGUUCUGAAUGUAUGAGAGGUGUGUUAAAUGAUGAAAAAAACACUAAAGUGUUCAAAAUCAAAUUGGAUGUUUCUCAAGAAAUGUAAAUGGCUGAGUUUGGGUGUUUGAUGAAAUACUGUUUGCUGUUUCUAAAAUGAAUUGAUGCUGUCCUAAUAUUUGCUGAAAUACAUCAACAUCAAAACAGGGAUGGGGCAGUUGCCAGAGCAAGGAUUUCAGUGCUGUUGUUGCAGUUCAGUUGAUCCAGUAAUGGAAACAACUGAAUGUGGUAACAGAAUCCAGGGUUAUUUCAACCUACAGUAAUUACUGAAGAAGGGCUUUAACUGGAAAAGGAGUUUUGCAGAUUGUGAAGUGUUCUUUGAGAUCUUUCUGUACAUUCAAAAUGCAUUGGCAGCUGGUUCAAUGUUUACAAAUCUAUUGCUCUAAAUAAGAAGGAAGUGGCAGUCUUUAACCUUGGGACAAUGUGACCUGGACCUCCACCAGCAUACAAGCUGUAUCCCAUUAUGAUUGUGUAUACUCGGCUUCAAAUUGUCAAUUACUAAUGGUAUAUGUACAAAUUGGAAACAACAAAAAUUUAAAUAAAGUUUUCACCCCCUAAAA
Molecule: messenger RNA, 2701 nt
Organism: Grus americana (Whooping crane)
Lineage: Eukaryota; Metazoa; Chordata; Aves; Gruiformes; Gruidae
Gene: PNRC2
Product: proline rich nuclear receptor coactivator 2
Exons: 4
Coding region: 591-1013 (140 amino acids)
Biological process (GO): nuclear-transcribed mRNA catabolic process, nonsense-mediated decay
Cellular component (GO): nucleus; P-body
Source: RefSeq, a predicted model, not a curated record